GACUUCCCACUACCCCCGGUCUGCGGCCGUCAACACCAACCGCCGGCGCGAGCUUGCGACUUCCCCUCCUCCCGCUACGUCGGCCUCCACCUCCGUACCUACUCCCCGGGUACCACCUCCCUCCUCUCUUUGACCGCGGCGCCGCCUCCGCCAUAGUCCCUCUCCCCGGCCGCCGCUUGCACUGGAUAAGCAGGGUCCGGCUCGUCGGGGCCCAAAUCCGGCCGGCGGAGCGCCGUUCUGGCCGGAUUGAUCCUUUUAGCUGACGCCGGGAGGACCAACCAAUCGACCUCCCGCGCGCCGUCCUGUGCCGGUGCCGGUGCCCUCGCAAGCAAGGCCGCGACCAGGGCUAGCCGUGGCCCUCGUCGUCUCCUGUGCCGGUGCGACUCGCAAGCAAGGCCGCGACCAGAAGCACGUCCGGCGGAGGCAUCUACUCCACUGGCGCGAAACGCUGAAACUUCAGCUGUAAUCGCUCUCCAGGCUUUCGACAUGGAAAAUGCCUGCACAAACCUCAACCAGGUGGCCCGCGCGGUGCGCCUGCUCAAGAUCGAUGGGUUCAGCCUGACCGCGGGCAUGGGCGGCGACUACUGCCUCAAGUCCAUAUGGACUGUCGAUGGGUAUGAGCUGGAGGUCCUUAUCUAUCCGGGCACCACAUGGGUGGCUCUGAAACUCGUCUUUCUCAGCGAAGCCCGCACACAGUGGGGCGUGAGGGCGAGCAUGGCCUGUCAGCUCGUAGAUCUCAGCAGGGAGCUUGAGCCGUAUCACGAGUAUGGCGUGUCAGAGACCUUCUAUCAUCCCCAAGACUUCGGGGCAUUGGUCUUCAUGGACAGAAAUAAGAUACCAUCUGGUUAUAUCAAGGAUGAUAUGUUGACCCUGCGAUGCGCAAUCACGGUACUCAAGGAAUUACCAGCACCAACCAUCCCAGCUGAAGAAGUGAUCACCCAACCUUCCACCAACUUGCACCAGCACCUUGGCGAACUCCUGCAGAGCGAGAUGGGAGCCGAUGUCACGUUUCUUGUGUCUUAUGAGUCGUUUGCUGCACACAAGUACAUACUUGCCGCAAGGUCUCCGGUUUUCAAGGCCCAGUUCUUCGGAGACAUGAAGGAGAAGUGCUCGGCACGCGUGGAGAUCAAGGAUAUGGAGGUGGCGGCGUUCAGGGCCAUGCUCCACUUUAUUUACACUGACACGGUGCCUGAGCUUGAUAGACCGCUCGAGGAGGUGACGACGUUGGCUCAACAUUUGCUUGUCGCCGCUGACAUGUAUGGACUUGAGAGGCUCAAGCUGAUUUGUGAAAUAAAGCUCUGUGGUGGCAUCACUGUCGACACCGCAGCGACCACUCUUGCUUUGGCGGAGCAGCACAAUUGCUCCAAGCUCAAGGCCAAAUGUGUCGAGUUUAUCGUCAGCACACCUGCUGUUCUUGAGGCUGUGUUGGCGACAGAUGGGUAUAAGCACCUCGAAGCAAGCUGCCCUUUGGUCCUGACUGAGCUUCUCAAGUCUGUCCAUGUUCACUUGGACAAGUCUUGACUGCUCGUGCUCGGAAGUCGAUGAUCUCCAAACUCCAGGAAUAUAAUUGAUGGUAUGGCAGCACAUGCAAGUUUUUUUAUUUGUAAAUGCUGAGAAAUUAUCGCAUGAAUGUUAUUUGUCAUGUGUAAGCAGCUCAUUACAGCUUGUACAGUAUUCUUCAGAAAUUGACAUAUGUGACACAUCGACUCUUAUUAGUUAUUACAAGAAGCUAGAA
Messenger RNA from Triticum urartu, 1735 nucleotides. Its product is annotated as BTB/POZ and MATH domain-containing protein 1. Lineage: Eukaryota; Viridiplantae; Streptophyta; Magnoliopsida; Poales; Poaceae. Gene Ontology annotation, molecular function: protein binding. The record is from RefSeq and is a predicted model, not a curated record. Gene Ontology annotation, biological process: protein ubiquitination.